This is a messenger RNA of Magnusiomyces paraingens, 792 nucleotides long. RefSeq lists its product as uncharacterized. The transcript is spliced from 2 exons. The record is from RefSeq and is a predicted model, not a curated record. Lineage: Eukaryota; Fungi; Ascomycota; Dipodascomycetes; Dipodascales; Dipodascaceae. The coding region runs from base 1 to 792 and encodes 263 amino acids.
AUGCUUCAUAUCCUCUCUCUCAAAAAAAAACAACAAGCAGAAGCAGCAGAAGCAGCAGCAGCAGCAGCAGCUGGUGCUGGUCAGACCGUUUCAGACCCAAACUCUCCAGCUCCAACCCCAGGCUCUGCUACUCCAGCAGGAACAUCAUCCUCUGUUAACGGUACAGGCAUUGGGUCAUUGACCUCAUUAAACCCAUCGACCUCAUCUCUUCAAUCACACCGUAGUGAUCUGAGUUCUAUAUCUUCUAGUAGAGCUGGUGGAUCCAAUUAUGCUCUUUUAAGACUACAAAAGGAUAUUAGUGAACUAGACCUACCGUCUACCAUGCGCAUAUAUUUCCCCGAGGGAGAGCGCGACCUUAUGCACUUUGAUGUGUACAUUUCUCCCGAUGAAGGCUUAUACAAAGGUGGCACAUUUAAGUUUUCCUUUGCAGUUACGCCAAAUUUCCCCCAUGAGCCUCCCAAAGUUCUUUGUACCCAACGCAUUUAUCACCCAAACAUUGAUCUUCAAGGCCACGUCUGUCUCAAUAUUUUACGUCAGGAUUGGAAACCUGUUCUUAGUAUAGAUUCAAUUUUGGUUGGUCUUCAGUUUUUGUUUCUCGAACCAAAUCCUACCGAUCCUCUCAAUAAGGAAGCAGCUACUCAGUUUGUUAAGAACAGAGAUGUUUUCAAGUCUAUUGUUCGUAAUACAAUGUGUGGAGGUUCUCAUGAUGGUUACAGCUUUGAUACUGUUUUGACUGACAGAGUUGGUCUGCCGUCGUCUUCAAAUGUUUCUGCGGUUGGAUCUUACAAAUGA